This is a messenger RNA of Porites lobata, 2402 nucleotides long. The record is from the annotation of a GenBank genome assembly. Lineage: Eukaryota; Metazoa; Cnidaria; Anthozoa; Scleractinia; Poritidae.
AUGCCUUGUCAGAAUCUAUGCUACAACUUACAUCGAAAGAAGUCAGUCGUUGGGUGGUUAACAGAUUCUUCUCUAAGGAGACGUCUCUCAGUUUUCGACCUCACCUCACUAGGGGUGGGAACAGUCGUUGGAAUUGGCGUGUAUGUGGUGGCAGGAGAGUUGGCACGUGACGUAGCAGGACCUGCGAUCGUUCUCUCCUUUAUUCUAGCCUUUAUCUCAGCAACACUCUGCAUGCUCGCCUAUGCCGAGUUCAGCAGCCGCAUUUCCAAAGCCGGGUCAGCUUACGUUUACACUUAUGUGACACUGGGUGAAAUAUGGGCUUUUAUUGUAGGGUGGAAUAUUGUUUUAGAGUAUAUCAUCGUAGGCGCUAGUUUGGCUCGGGCUUGUAGCGAGUACAUAGAUACUCUAUUUCAUGGUCAAGUCUACAGGUUUUUUAUGAAAGACGUAGUGACUUGGAACGUUCCUGGAAUUGCUCUCUUUCCAGACUUCCUUGCGGGCGGCUUAGUUAUUGCUGCUGUGAUACUUGUAUGUUCGGGAGUUUGCAUUUCUACUAAUGUUCAAAAAGCGGUGACAGUGGCAAAUUUCCUUAUCAUUUUGUUUAUGAUAAUAUACGGUAUUUUGAUCGCUGAUCUCAACCAAUGGACAAACAGGUUCGCACCUUAUGGCUUUCGAGGCGUUUUACAAGGAGCUGCCAGUUGUUUCUUUAUAUUUGUUGGAUUGGAUGUCAUCACAACCGCCGCCGAGGAAACUAUUUACCCUUCAAGAAACAUCCCACUGUCGUUGCUGCUCAGUAUAUCCAUCAGUACCCUCGCCCUUUUGGGUGUCUCAACUGUGUUAAUAGCGAUAUUACCUUACCAUGAAUUAGACACUUUCGCUCCAUUAGCGACAGCUUUUGCAAAAGUGGGGGACUUUCCAGUUGCUCAAUACAUCGUAGCUUGUGGAGGAAUAUCUGCGACAAUCAGCGCUCUGGUGUGUGUCGUUUUUUCACCUUCGAGACUUCUCUACUCCAUGUCUCUUGACGGUCUUUUCUUCGGAUGGUUUUCCCACCUAAGUGACACUACUUACGCACCAGUGAGGGCCACGAUCUUGGUUGGAUGCUUUGCUGCAGUAUUGGCAGUGAUAUUUGAUCUCCACCAGUUGGUAAGUUGCUUUUUUGAGGAUUUUUCUCUAAACGCUGCGUGUAGCUGCGUGUGUAAAUUUGCAAGGUACUAAAAUGAAUGGCAGAAGUGGGCGCAUUACCCAGGGUGAAUCUCACAUAAGAUUGACGAGAAUUUUCGUCGGAAAAUAACAAUUAAACUACUCCUAGAGCAGUCCAAACUGGGUGCGGCUCAAACGUUAUUUGACCCCUCCGAGAUCAUACUUUAACACCGCUUUAACACAGUAUGACGGAUUUUAUAUAUAUAUUAAACACUUAAUGAGUGGUCCCGAGCGAGGGAAACAGUUAAUUUUGUUUCUCGAGAAUCUAAUUGUUGCCGAGGAAAACAUGAUUCGGGGGAAACAAAAUUAACUGUUUCCAGAGGGACCAGUCUUUAAGUGAAUUGUUAUAUAACCCAAGCACGUUUACAAAUUAGAAAAUAAAUCUCGCGAGCGUCAACAUUCACGGGUAGCAGUGCACUGUUACCCUCUGACGUCAUGGAUUUUCCCCGCUCAGAAAUUUUGGCGGGAAACAUUUUCAUUGUUAGAUGUCCUGUGAACUCGAAGUAACCAAUGAUCAAUAAGAGCGCGCACUGUUCGGAAAAAAUUCCAGCUAUACAACAAGUAGAUCAUCUUUUACACACCUUUGAAUAACCUUGUUCUGUUUUCAGGUAGAGCUUUUGUCCAUCGGAACCUUGCUAGCAUAUACAAUGGUUACGAUAUCCGUACUGGUAACUCGUUAUCAGCCUGAUGUCGAGAGCGUUUAUGACAAUAGCAUUGGCGAGAGAGAGGCCAUAACAGUAAAAUGGCUUCAAAGUCUGUGUCUCACGCAUGCUGGGCAACAAGAUGGCUCACAUGCCGAGGUCCCCUUAAUAUCAGGGGAACAUGAAACUGUAAAAAAGAAUGAUCGUGGCUCUAAAAAGGAGCCGACUCAAAGUACAGUUUUUCGAGUCAAACUGUCGGUAUUUUUCAUGGUAGCUGGCAUCACUGCAAUCAUCGUUAUUCUCUCUACUGCUUUUGAACAAAUUUCUAAAAUGGAAUGGUGGGCCAUGAUCCUUAUUUGCUCUUUCUCUGGGAUAACUGUUAUAUCAUUUGUUGCAAUUCUGCUUCAACCGAAAAACAACACCACCUUUCCGUUCAUGGUACCUGGCGUCCCCUAUAUUCCCACAGUAAGCAUCUUCUUGAAUGUGUUAUUAAUAACAAAUCUUCAUUGGACAACCUUCGCCCGAUUUGGCGUAUGGAUGGUAGUUGGUAAGUUAAUUGCAAUA